UAUUGUAACAUUCUCUCAUCACACAGUUAGUGUAGUCGCGAUCCUAGUGAAUAUUAAACGCCGUCACAAAUAUUAAACAAUCUGAUCGUCCAAUUAUUUUGACUAGUACUUAGUGGUAUAUCUUUAGCAAAAGAGGAUUUUUUACAGUUGGAUAUGUUGUUCUUUGGUGUGUUGUUCAUAUCGUGCAUCUGGAUUAUGCCAGUCUGUGGUGCACUGGAGUCAACAGUUGAACAAGAACAUGUCAGCGUAAAAGAAGGUCAGACUGCAGUCCUGCUUUGCACCGUGAAAGAGCUAGGAACAAGAAUGGUUGUCUGGAGAAAGGUAGGCUCCGACUUUCCGUUAACAAUUGGUCAAUACGUGUAUGUGGGAGAUGUGAGAUUUGCUGUAUCUGCUAACGGACCAGACUGGGACUUGAUGAUAAACAACGUCAAAAACAGUGACGCAGGAAAAUAUACUUGCGAAAAAAGCGCAAAAACCCCUUCCAUAGUGAAAAUCGUUACACUAGAAGUAACGCAGCAAGCAGCACUGGAGUCAACAGUUGAACAAGAACAUAUCAGCGUAAAAGAGGGUCAGACUGCAGUCCUGCCUUGCUCCAUGAAAGAGCUAGGAACAAGAACGGUUGGCUGGAGAAAGGUAGGCACCGACUUUCCGUUAACAGUUGGUCAAUUCGUUUAUGUGGCAGAUGAAAGACUUGCUGUAUCUGCUAACGGACCAGACUGGGACUUGAUUAUAAAAAGCGCAAAAAACAGUGACGCAGGAAAAUACACGUGCGAAAUAAGCGCAAAAACUCCUUCCAUGGUGAAAAUCGUUACACUAGAAGUAACAGAAGUAACGCAACAAGCAGACCUAAACAUUACGGGCACAAAAUUUGUACCACAGUAUGGCAACAUCAAUUUAACAUGCAAGACAGGUGGUGGUCACACAGCACCUACUCAUGUCGACUGGUUUUUUAAUGGUCAAAAAAUCAGGAGCUCAAAUUCAUUCUGGAAUGGUAGAUUAUCGAUAAUAAGCUGGCAAGAGUUACAUACACGGUCAUACACAAGUAACUUAGAAAUAUCAAACAGCCGAAUGGAUGACGCCGGGAUAUAUGUGUGCCGAAGUUCAGAUUUAAAUAUCGGAAGCAUCAAAGUGCAAGUGUUAAGAAUUAAGUCAACUCCAGUAGCAACAACGUCUAUACCAGCAGCUACAACACAGCUAAAUGGCAACUCGGAUAAACCGAACCAGGGUAACACUGAGAAUGAAAAUGCAAACGACACGUUAUCAAGUGAGAAUAUAAGUGAAGAGAUGAUGAGGGCGACUCAACUGGAGUUCUACCGGGAACAGAUCUUGACGGACAGGAAAAGACGACAAAUGAUGGAUACCGAGAAAGAAUUCUACGAAGCUAUGAUUAGGUUUCUUCAACAACGAGAGGAGGAAGACAAAAAAUAAAAGCUAUAUAUGUUUAUUAUUCAUUAAAUGAAAUUGACACCAUCA
Molecule: messenger RNA, 1473 nt
Organism: Mercenaria mercenaria
Lineage: Eukaryota; Metazoa; Mollusca; Bivalvia; Venerida; Veneridae
Product: junctional adhesion molecule B-like
Exons: 9
Coding region: 154-1428 (424 amino acids)
Biological process (GO): synapse organization
Cellular component (GO): neuron projection membrane
Source: RefSeq, a predicted model, not a curated record